Messenger RNA from Plutella xylostella (diamondback moth), 3575 nucleotides. It is a transcript of the gene vg, whose product is annotated as transcription factor vestigial. The record is from RefSeq and is a predicted model, not a curated record. Gene Ontology annotation, cellular component: nucleus. Gene Ontology annotation, biological process: regulation of DNA-templated transcription. NCBI's taxonomy places the organism in Eukaryota, Metazoa, Arthropoda, Insecta, Lepidoptera, Plutellidae.
GGCAGUGACGCGCGGCUCGCCGCUGCAUACGUUCCUUCCGCGUGCUGCGCGCUCCGACCGGUGACAGUGAGUGACCCGCGACCCGCGACCUGUGCUAGUGUGUGUGACAGUGACGUGUCCUAUAACGACACAUCGUGCCUACAGUGAUAAUUGCAACUUUAUAAAAGUUUAUUAUUGAAUUCCUUAAAAAAGUUCUGAGUGGUUGUUUACCAAUGGAUGACUAAAAGGAUCAGAAUUCAAUAUAUCUAGUAGGCGUGCCGGCGGCGGCUAUGGGCGCGCGGCGGGCGCGAUGGCGGUGACGUGCCCGGAGGUCAUGUACGGCGCCUACUACCCGUACCUGUACGGCCGCGGCGCGCGCUACCACCACGCACACUUCCAGUAUGACCGGUUCAACGUGGGUAGCGGCGGCGGCAGCGAGGCGUACGGCGGCGGCUCGGGGUCGAGCGGGGCCGUGUCCCCCGCGUCGCCCCCCGCGCACGCGCCCCCGGCCCACGCGCCCCCCGCGCACGCGCCACCCCCGCGCCUGCGCGCCAAGGAGGAGGACCUCUCCACGCAUGGUCGCGCCAGCGCUGAUGGCGGCGGGUCGUCGGAGUCGGAGGGCGAGAUGGGCGGCGGCGCGGCGGGGGCGGGCGGGACGGGCGGCGCGCGCGCGCAGUACGUCAGCGCCAACUGCGUGGUGUUCACGCACUACUCGGGCGACGUCGCCGCCGUCGUGGACGAGCACUUCGCCCGGGCGCUCGCGAUCGACAAACCCAAAGAGAGCGUGCCGAUGGUGUCGCGCAACCUGCCCGCGUCGUUCUUCAACGCGCUGGCGUGCGCGGGCGCGGGGCCGGGGCCGGGGGGCGCGGGGGGUGCCGGGGGCGUGGGGGGCGGCUGCGGCGUGGAGCUGUACGAGUACGACCCGUGGCAGGCGUACGGGGGCUACGGCGCGGGGGUGGGCGCGCAGUACGGGCACGCCAUGGGCGGCUACGGCGGGCUGCUGCUGGGCCGCGGCGUGCCGGCGCAGUACAAGCCCGUGGACUGGGCGCACGGACACAUGGAGCAUGCACACGCCGCGCACUGCUCGCCCUACUCCUACCCCGCCGUGCCCGGUUUGGAGGCUCAAGUUCAGGAUUCUUCUAAAGACCUAUACUGGUUCUGAGAGGGACGCCGCGAGCCACCGCUAGCCGCCGCUAGCCAACACUAGCUACGUGUAGCCAACACUAGCCACGAGUAGCCAAAACUAGCCACCACGAGUAGCCACUCCUAUCCGCCGGCUGAUGCCGCAAUGACAGUGACGGACGCCAGUGAGUGCAGUGACAGUGACCUAGUGAACAAUGACGCCACCAGACUAUGUGGAGACACUCGGACAGUGCAGCGGUGUCACCGGCGGUGGUCACGUGGGAUGUAGGCGACGUAGUCACGACAGCACGGCCGCUGUAGGCAACACACGUUACUUAUGACAACUUAUUUAUAAUUAUAAAAAUAUCAUCGGUAUUACUUACUUAAAUAGUAUUGUUUUAAAAUUUGUAUAUAAUGCUCGAGCAUAUAGUGUGUGCUGCUGUGUAUAGCUCGAGCUCCGCGACGAUGCGACUGCAGUAAUGACAGUAUUCCACGAAAAGACAAUGUUACGAGUUUUUCUGUAAGGAUUGUAAAUAGAUAAAUAUAAUGUUAGUAGCAGCAAAUGUGAUAGUUAUAGGUAUACAACUAUAUAGCUGAGGGUGAGCGGGAGCGCACUACUCACUGUGAAUUCGCAGCUCACGUUCAUUGUCAUCUUUGUCAUGUAUCAUAUUAUUUCUCUGUUUAUGUUUCGACUGCAUCUGAAUCAAUGCCACUAAGUCAUCUCUCUUAAUAAUUAUAGAAUGUAUUGAGCAAUCAGCAAAAAAUAUCCUAAAAGCUUUUAAUUAAUAUUGAUAACAUUAUAAUGUUAAUAAUGUGCUACGCUAGAGCUACGCGGCGCGACCCGCGUGCAUAGGUUAGAGUUCAACGCGCGCACGCACUUACAGCCUUCAAUUAUAUUGCUUGAUACAUUAUUAUAAUUUUAUUUGAACUUCGUCUUUCCCAGAAUAGUACAUAAAACAAUUUUAAAAUAAGAGAGAUGCUUUACCUAGAAAACCUAUGUCUCCGUCUUCUAAAUUUACAUUUGAUAAACCGAAUAGAAGAAAUGUUUAGACAAAAUGAUGUUAUAAUUAAUAGGUACCUUUAGCAUUAGAUAGUUAUAAUGUAAAAUAAAUAUUAAAUAGAUACGAUAAUAUUAGAUAUUAUAUAUAAUGUAUGUAAGUAGAUAGAGAUGUGGCGUGCAUUGCUACGCGCAACAGUUGCCGCGUGUAACAUCGCGUGUGACAUGUCGCGCAUUCCCCAAUGCGCAUAUGCACGUAUAAUUAGUUCCAAUCAGCCAGACAAAUCAUCAAAUUGAGGCACCGGCCAACACUGAUACUUCUUCACUAUUACUUCAUCAUUACUGUGGUAAACAUUAAACUACUUGUCGAUGUCCAAAACGAAUAAAGUAUCUGUUGGUGUGGAUCACAUAAUCCCUCAAUAUGAUGUUUUGUGUAUGCUGAUUGGGAAAUAUUAUGUAUACCUAUAGUAUAUAGCUGCGGCUUCAGCGCGGGCUCGCUUCAUGAAUUCAGGAUGAUUUUGCGACAGCUAAAUGGUUCAGAUAUACUUACUCAUAUAUAAAAAGGAGCAAAAAAUAUUGAUGCUUACAUGUUUUUUUGCUCUUUACCGGUAUUUUCAUUUACUGAAACACUGUAAUGGCUUUACGGUCACUCGUGCAAUAAUGUCUACAUACUAUAAAUAAUGUUAAGAAGUUUAAAAAGUGUAAUUUGAUGUAAAAUAUUUGAGUUUAUUCGCGUAGAAAACACAUACACGGAGCUCCUAUCACAUUAUGAUGUUACUGCAACAAGCGGAGUGUUCUGUCGCUCGGUAGCAGCUCUGUACGUCGGUAUGUACAUGAGUACACGCAGUCUCUUUCAGCGAAACCAUACUUUGCAACAUAGAUGUAACAUUUUGGUAAUUCAUUUAAUCUGUGAGGUUUGUUUCAACAGUAGCGUGCACCCGGCGCCCAGUGAGCGCCAGCGAGCGACACCACGCAUGUGCGACAACACAUGUCUAUUUCGAUAAUCACAUUGAUUUACGUUACCUAUUUACGACUGUGAAUGUUUCUACAGAACAAUGUCCGUUGAAAGUGACUGCUCGUGCACUAUUGCUCAGAUACCGCUGAUGUUUACGAGCGACACGACGCUUCAGACUAUAAAUUACCAACUUUUAUUAGUUUUAGUGAAGUGACGCGGCCACUUGAUGCCACUUCACGACAUACGUCAGUCUUCAUUUUGUUUUUACUCGGAUUGAACCAGCACUACUCUAAAGGAAACCUCAUAAAAAGUAACCAAGUUUAAGUCUUUGCUAAUUAUUUAAUUAGAAAUGCAAUAAUUGUAAAUCUUUAGUAUACGUCAACACCAAUUAAAUUAAGGUAUAAUACUGUCAUUGGUUUCAAUUAUCUUUAUUAUUUACAAAAAUGCAAUGUGAACUAUAAAAACCAAUCUAAUAUGUAUCAGUAAAUAUGUAUGUAAUUUAAUUCAACAUUCUGUCUUUAU